CGUCAACUUAAAAAACUAAGCACCUUCAUUCGUUGACUACCGACCGACUGCUCUUAGUCUUUAGAAGUCUCUCCCCAGCUCUCCAUCUGUUUCAUUCUAGCAAUUUCAGUCGAUGAAAAGAAGCGAUUCCCUGAGUGAAGCAUCGUAACAGAACCAAAUGAUAUGCAGCUCACAUUAACAUCACCGGGCUUUACAUCUCGACUAAGGGUUCUGGCAGAACGUGUGGGCAGUGGGCGAGUUUAGUGGCAGCAGACAUUCUAGUAGGUUUAUUACAUCAAAUGGCUUCUUUAGAGGGGGACAAGGUCCCAAUGUUAUCAAACGAGAUGGAUUCACUGACCAUUGAGCUUCAAGAAUCCAAUAGGCGGAGGUUUUCAUCACGAACACGGAGUGCUUCAAUGUCAAUUAAUGUGAACACCACACAGCCCCAUGAAAACCAAGGUAACUUUGUGAGCCAUUCUGGUCCAUUGGGGAAUGUUACAAAAACUGCAUUCACACCAACGAGUGGUCUAUUCAAGAUUUUCACGCCUACCACAUCGGUUGUCAAUAGCAAAAAGGAGCAUCUAUUGAAGUCUGGCCAACUGGGAGUCUGUAAUGAUCCUUACUGUACAACAUGCCCGACUUAUUCCAGCAAUAAAACGCAAGAGCAGUCAAGACCUUUGAUCAUGUAUGACUCUAAGUUCUAUAACAUUCUUUAUGGGGAUUCAGAAGGAAGGGCACAAGGGAUCUUAACUUCUCUACGGAAAUUUAUUCCUGUUGUCAUGAACCCUCAUACUAAGCAUGUUAAGCAGUGGAACAAAUUCUUCGCAUGCUCUUGUUUAUUCGCCGUCUUCCUGGAUCCAUUAUUCUUCUUCUUGCUGUCUGUGCACGAGCAGAAAAAUAAGUGUAUAGUUAUUAGUUGGACUGGGACAAUGGCAAUAGUUAUCCUCCGAAGCAUAACGGAUUUCAUCUACUUCCUACAUAUUCUGCUUCAGUUUCGGCUAGCUUAUGUUGCCCCAGAAUCUAGAGUAUUUGGUGCUGGUGACUUAGUUGACGAUCCCAAGGAAAUUGCCCUGAAUUAUCUACGUGGAUACUUUCUUGUGGACUUCUUUGUAGUAUUGCCUCUUCCUCAAAUUAUCGUAUUAACUGUCCUACCUAAGUUAUUGGGAGUGUCUGGAGCCAAUUACUCAAAGAAUCUUCUACGAACAGCAAUCCUGCUUCAGUAUAUUCCACGGCUAUUUAGGUUUCUACCAUUGGUCGCUGGUCAAUCUCCAGUUGGCUUCAUAUUUGAAUCUGCUUGGGGUAACUUUGUCAUAAAUUUACUCACUUUUGUAUUAGCUGGCCAUGUUGUGGGAUCAUGCUGGUACCUGCUGGGGUUGCAGAGAGUUAAUCAAUGUCUUCGAGAUGCAUGCUAUGUCUCUGGAACCAAUGAUUGCAAGGUGUUCAUUGAUUGUGGAUAUGUGGAAAACAUUGAAAGACUGCCCAACCCCGCAAGGCAGAACUGGACAGUUAACACAAAUGCAACUGCAUGCUUUGAUCAAGAUGGUUACCCUUAUGGGAUAUAUGUCCAAGCUGUCAAUCUCACAACGGAGAAACAUAGUGUCCUCACCCGUUAUAUUUACUCGUUGUUUUGGGGAUUUCAGCAAAUUAGUACAUUGGCUGGAAAUCAAGUUCCAAGCUAUUAUGAAUGGGAAGUACUUUUCACUAUGGCUAUAGUUGCCCUGGGCUUGUUGCUUUUUGCACUUCUAAUCGGAAACAUGCAGAACUUCUUACAAUCUCUUGGACGCAGGAGAUUAGAAAUGUCACUAAGGCGUCGUGAUGUGGAGCAGUGGAUGAGCCACAGGCGAUUACCACAUGAGCUAAGAAGGCAUGUUCGAGAAGCUGAACGUUAUAAUUGGGCUGCCACAAGAGGAGUAAAUGAAGAGAUGGUGUUGGAGAAUUUGCCUGAAGACCUCCAGAGAAAAAUACGCCGGCACCUAUUCAAAUUUGUCAAGAAGGUUCACAUAUUUACUCUAAUGGAUGAACCAGUCCUAGAUGCUAUCUGUGAAAGACUACGACAAAGGACAUAUAUAAAAGAAAGUAAAAUCUUGUACAGUGGUGGUCUGAUCGAUAAAAUGGUGUUCAUUGUUCGGGGAAAAAUGGAGAGCUAUCAAGGAGAUGGGAUCAAAUCCUCUCUAUCUGAAGGGAGUGUUUGCGGUGAAGAACUCCUUAGUUGGUGCCUUGAACAUUCUUCAACAAGUAAAGAUGGACGAAAGGGCAGUAGCAGAAUUCCUAGCCAAAAAUUGCUCAGCAACAGGGAUGUGAAAUGUGUAACAAAUGUAGAAGCAUUUAUUCUCAGAGCAGCUGAUCUUGAGGAAGUCACUAGUCUCUUUGCCAGAUUUUUGAGGAAUCCAAGAGUUCAAGGGGCCAUAAGGUACUCAUCACCAUACUGGCGAGGUCUUGCUGCAAGCCGCAUACAGGUGGCAUGGAGGUACUGGAAUAGGCGUUAUAAUCAAAAGCCUUGCAGAUAAUAUUUUUGAAUUGAGCAAACCAAUGAUUGAUAGGUCAGAAGGGUGACAUUUUGGUAAUGUGCGCUAGUAUGUAAUUUUCUUAAUAGGAUGUGUUUGGUCGACUCUUCAACUGUGUAAGAAUUUCUCGAUGAUUUGUUAUUUGUGUAAAAGUUAUAUAAUGAGGUUGAUUGGGACAUUAA
Impatiens glandulifera is the source of this 2665-nucleotide messenger RNA. Its product is annotated as probable cyclic nucleotide-gated ion channel 20, chloroplastic. Gene Ontology annotation, molecular function: monoatomic ion channel activity. Gene Ontology annotation, biological process: transmembrane transport; monoatomic ion transport. Gene Ontology annotation, cellular component: membrane. The transcript has 14 exons. Bases 279 to 2486 code for a protein of 735 amino acids. The record is from RefSeq and is a predicted model, not a curated record. Lineage: Eukaryota; Viridiplantae; Streptophyta; Magnoliopsida; Ericales; Balsaminaceae.